UUAAGAUUAAAAUUUCUGCCCGUGUUCUGAAACACAUGGUACAUGGGAAAUCGGGCAUCGGUUUCACAUUUUCGGAACCAAGAUGAUUGGUCAAUCCCCGCCAAACUAUUUUUUCGAUUGCGUCGUUCUUGUUCUGUCUUCUAUACAUGGGAUAGAAUCCCCACAUGGGAGUUGAGCUGACCAGAGUAGGUAGCAUUAAGUGAGGAGCAGAAUUAAGAAAAUAAUUGUGUCCUGUGAAUAAAGAAAUACGAAAUGGCGGAAUUCGUAGAGAAACGAUGUGAGGAUAUGAUACCUGAAUUAGAACAAAUGGAGAGGAUAAAGCUCUUCGAUAAAAAUGAGAUUCGAGGAAUAGCAAAAAAACGGAAGGAAUAUGAGUACAAAAUACAAAGGCAUACAAAGUGCAAGGAGGAUUACCUACGUUACAUACAAUAUGAAAUGGAUUUACUGAAGCUCGUUCGACAACGUCGUGAUAAAUUGGGAAUCGGCCAAAAGAAAUCUGACAUCGAUUACGCAAUCGCCAAUAAAGUGAAUCAGCUUUAUACGCAAGCAAUACAUAAGUUUCAGGACGAUGUGCGAUUUUGGAUUGCCUAUAUGAAGUUUUGCAAACACAUGCGCUUUCAUAGUUCCACAAGUCGCAUGAUUGGCAGAAUGUUACAAGUGCAUCAAGACAAGCCAAAAUGUUGGCAUAUUGCUGCACGAUGGGAAAUUGAAGAGAAUCAAAAUAUUCAAAACGCACGGCAGUACCUUUUACGAGGAUUGCACAUACAUCCAGAUUCCCGAUUAUUAUACGCGGAUUCAUUUCGGCUCGAAUUAGACGAAGCGUUAUCAAAAGUAGGCGACUCUGAAAUGAAGGAUGAGAAAUCAGACACAGUGGCAACCGGGGAGGAUACAAUGCCAGAUGAGCUUAAACGUGCUAAUGUAAUAUAUCUGCAAGCUUUCAAGCGUAUCAAAGACAUAAAGUUCAUCAUAGAGCUCUUAGAUAUCACUAAAGAAUACAAGAAUACCGAGAAGUUACAGAAUAAAAUUGUUAGCGACAUGGUGCAAGAAUACGCACACGAACCUCUCAUGUGGGAUACAAUGGCCAAGAGAGAGCUGAAAGGUUUAGUCCAGCCUUCUAGUACUAUGGAAGUUGACAGUUCUGAACAGAGUUCUUUGCGGGAUCGCAUAAGUCUUUGUAAUGAGGUUUACCAAACAGCCGUGAAAAAAAUAAAAACUGAAGAAAUGUGGUCCCUCUAUAUUGAAUGUAUACUGGAAAUCAAUCAUGACACCGGAUCUUUGCCAAAUUUCAAGAAAAAGCUCUUACGUAAUGCGCUCAGUCAAGCUCACCAAGCAAAAAAGCUUCGCGAAAAAUAUUAUCUGCAAUGGAUCAACAUGUUGAACAAUGAGAAGAAAGACGAGAAUACUCAGAAGAAAUUACUUGAAGUUCUCACUUGGGCGACAGAGGCUUUGCCGAAUAGUGUCAAUCUUUGGCAGGCAAGGUUACGUUAUCACGUGAUAUUAGGAGAAGACGAUAAUGUAGCUACAGUAUUUGCUAAGGCUACUAAAAUUCUUAGAGAGAAAGCUUUACCAUUGUGGAGAAUGAAAUUGUUGCAUGUACAGGCAAAGAGUCCUGAGAAAACUGAGGAAGUUUUCCAAGCAGCAAUGCAGGGAGAACCAGCCAUUGCUAGAGACAUGAAACCCACAUACGUCGAAUGGUUGGUUUUGACCAAAAACAUACAGACAGCAAGACAGGUCUAUGACAAUCUUUGUCUCCAACCGCCAUCUUGUUUAGAAUUACAUAAGAAAAUGGCAGCAAUGGAACUAAUGCAGCCGGAAAUCUCCUUGAAAAAUGCACGCAGACCACAUGAAAUGGCGACGUUGCAAUUUGGCAAGAGUCACACAGAUGUCUGGAUGGAUUACAUCAAUUUUGAAAUGAAUCAUGGUGAUCCAAAAAGAGUAGCGGAAAUUCACAGAAGGGCUGUUAAAAGUUUGGACUCUUCCUUAGCAGAAAAAUUUGUGACACAGUUCAGUUUAUUGAAAGCUAAAGCUGAAAACUCAAUGGAAUCCACUGUGUCCACUUCGUAAAUAUGAUACUAAUAAUCCUUGUACACAUUGUUACGCUGCUAAAAACCUUUUUUUUCACUACUACCAA
Messenger RNA from Cephus cinctus (wheat stem sawfly), 2131 nucleotides. Its product is annotated as U3 small nucleolar RNA-associated protein 6 homolog. Lineage: Eukaryota; Metazoa; Arthropoda; Insecta; Hymenoptera; Cephidae. Bases 253 to 2064 code for a protein of 603 amino acids. Gene Ontology annotation, molecular function: protein binding; snoRNA binding. The record is from RefSeq and is a predicted model, not a curated record. Gene Ontology annotation, cellular component: small-subunit processome; Pwp2p-containing subcomplex of 90S preribosome. Gene Ontology annotation, biological process: maturation of SSU-rRNA from tricistronic rRNA transcript (SSU-rRNA, 5.8S rRNA, LSU-rRNA). The transcript is spliced from 9 exons.